CGAUACACUCACUAUAAGCCAUCCCAAGUUGAACGUCGACCACAUCAACCAUCUGAUGGUCUCCCGGACCACUAUAUGAGCCGUCGGUCGCCAUUCAGUGGACGCCUUUAUGAUGGAAAAUAUCUGCGAUUCGUAGGACAGGUGUCCGAUGGGACACACGAUCAUCGCUAUAAUCCAUAUGGCCAGAUUGUAGUACAGUUCCGAUGGGUGGGUGGUCAGGUCCACCAAACCAAAGGCCAGGCAAUAAAACUGAUACGAAAAGGUGAUACUUCUGGCCAAAGAAUUAUUCAAGGAAUAUAUUUCACAAUUCUGUUCAUCUCAUGCGUGAUUGGGCUGUCGUUAAACAGACAAAUCGGUUCAAUACUGGUAUUCUCGAUGGUGUUCUCCCUGCUACUAUUCAUAUGCUGCAACUGUGGCCAGUGCAACAAGACCCGGGUGAUCAGCGGUCACGUGCUCGUGGGUCCGCCUAAUUUGACACUACACCCACACCUGCAACAAGAACAAGUGGUUCCGCCACAGAUUGCCUACAUAAUAGUGGCUCCGGCGAGUGGGCCCACCACUACCACCAGUGCCGCCACCGACGACAGCCCAUCGACGCCCGAACCCACGAUUGUGAUACGACACGCCCAGACACAGUCAGCCCUGUCCCCACUGCAGCCCCUAUACCCGGCUUAUUACGCAAAUCCCAUGCCAUUUAAUCCGCCGCCGAGCUAUGAUGAGUCUCAACGACAGUAUAAGUGAUGGACACGACAUACCUGUCCCGUAGUGAUAUGGGUUUGUAAUUAAAUCAAAAAUAAAAGUACA
This is a messenger RNA of Oppiella nova, 804 nucleotides long. Lineage: Eukaryota; Metazoa; Arthropoda; Arachnida; Sarcoptiformes; Oppiidae. The record is from the annotation of a GenBank genome assembly.